GGGGUCACCAGGCAUCAGGUCAUUUGGCUUGACAGCGGGCACCGCGUCAUCUGGCAAGGCAGUGGGCUCCGAGUCAACAGGCACGACAGUGGGCACCGGGUCAUCAGGUACCGGAUUGUCUGGCUCGACAGCGGGCAUCGGUCACCAGGUAUGACAGCGGGCACUGGGUCACCAGGCAUCAGGUCAUUUGGCUUGCCAGCGGGCACCGCGUCCAUCUGGCAAGGCAGUGGGCAACCGGGUCACCAUGGCAUUGGAUCGUCUGGCUCGACAGCGGGCAUCGGGUCACCAGGCAUCAGGUCAUUUGGCUCGCCAGCGGGCACCGCGUCAUCUGGCAAGGCAGUGGGGCACGAGUCAUCACCAGUUACGACAGCGGGCUCCGAGUCAAUUGGCACGACAGCAGGCACCGGAUCAGGUAACCGGAUCAUCUGGAUCAACAGCGGGCAUCGAGUCAACUGG
Molecule: messenger RNA, 456 nt
Organism: Staurois parvus
Lineage: Eukaryota; Metazoa; Chordata; Amphibia; Anura; Ranidae
Source: the annotation of a GenBank genome assembly